UCUACCUCCCCCACUGCACCAAUCCAUCUGGAUAUGUGAAUGGUUGUUAAGCACGGGGGCGCUUGAUGUAUCUGUUCCACUCCCUCUGCCCUCAAACUGCCUACAGGUUGACAGCUCAGCAGGCUGAGAACACUAAGACCUGGACUUGAGGAUGCGAGGAUGCCAUGGUCGAAUGUGAACACAAGUCCCUCUGGACAUCGGACCACAUGUCUGGGUGGGGAUGGUGGCUGGAGCGCUGUGGCUAUCUGGGGAAGGACCGUCAUGGAAGGGCUAUGUGAGUGAGCAAGAGCUAAAACCCGGAGAAGCGGAGUCUGCACAGUGCAACUCUUAUGUGCGCUGGGCAUGCUCAGAAGAAGGGGGUUGGUUUGGGUCCGAAGUCGGAGGCAGGCUUCUUCAGCGACGUGCUAGAGCAGGAGUGCCCGCGAAGCCUUGCAGUGCGUUAGAGAAGAUCCCACUUUACCCAAGUAGGCGUGGCCCACGUUCCUCCAGAGACUGAGAGGGACAAGAAGUACAUGAAGUGAUGAAGCCCAGGGAAACACCUGAUGCUCCAACAAAGGAAGAGAAAAAGGAAGGAUUCUGAUUACAUGCAAAUACCUGUAGUAAUUGUUUUUGGAAAGCCACAGAACAAAUGAAUUAUGGACUUACAUUUCUCUAUAUUAGAGUCCAGCUGACCAUCUGGAUUAAAAAACAAAAGCAGCUGAUAGGUCAGGACACUAAUUUCUACUAGAAUACAAGGAUAUUGGUUGGCUUUUCAUAAACACUAAUCUCAAAUAGAAAGGCAUUCAAUGAAAGCUUACUGAGACUAUCUCCAAUGAGUAGAGGCUGAGAUCCUAAAUGAGUUCUGUUCUACAAUGCCUACCUGUUUUAGACAUGCAUUUGCCAAAAAUGGCAUGGAAGGAAAGUCAAAUGAAAUGAAAAGUGAUAAAGUGGGUAAACAGUGACUCACCAAAAGAAAAUGCAUGUCCUGGCUUGAUAACCACACCUUGAUAACUCACUUCAGUAAAGAAAGAACUAUUAACGCCCCUCCCCCCCCCAAACAAAAACAAAAACAACAAAAAAACAACAACUGGUUGUAGCUUCAGAGUUUUCCUGUAUAUUAAUUCAAGCAAUAGCACCUAGGGAAGAGACCUGAUCCAAUGAGCCUUCCUCAGCAAAUAAAGAGCAAUAUAAUGAAGAAGGUAUUAAAGUCCAAAAGUUCAGCAGCGGGUGCAUCUAGAGUUUGACACACCCAGAUCUGGUGAAGAGAGUCAAGGGGAACAACUACCAGUAUGUAAAAGCUCAGUGUGGAAACUGGAUUUGACCGUGUGCCAGAAAAGGAAGGUGAAGCAAGAAACCCCAAAGUAACUCUCAACCGUGAACAACAAAAGUCAGGGAGAUUUUGUAUUACUGAUAAGCCGUAAGUGGGAACAGCAGCCCAGAUAAACCCUGACCAUGGAGAACUCAGUGGCUUCUUGCGUCCUAUACUCAGGGGAUGGCAAGGUAAAUGGGUCGAAGUCUGGGGUCACCUUUAACAAAGGAUUAAGUGGAGAGAACGGGGACCAAACACCUGGGGAAGGGGACUUUCAGCGCCUAGACACUGACGAAAAGUGCCGAGAGACCAGAACCAACGGGGCGGAAGCGACUGAGCUUUCAGCACACACACCUUGCAGUCUCAGCUCGUCCUUGUGUUUUAGCUCCCUGAACAAAUCUCCACCGCAGCCUUGUGCAACUACGACUUCCGCGGCAGAGGGUACAGAAGUCUCCCCCCUCUCCUCUACUUGCAAAGGAAAUCGGGUAGUGAAGAACCAGUGGGAAAUCAACAGUUCUAAUGCCACGUCCGAGGAGUCGGGACAGGAGGAGGAGGAGGCUGCUAGGGCGGACCAGAGGAGCGCAACUCAGCCGCCGCCACCGCCUGUCACUUAUUGUAUCCAGACUGGAGCUCAGCCCAGGAAGGAACCGCUGCAGCUUGGGGACCCGGAGAGUGGUGUGGGGGAGGAGGGCGGAGGCGGCGGCAGCAUCGGCGGCGGCAGCAGCAGCAGCCGCCGCGGCAUCUGCAGCAUUGGCCAGAGCAAUGAUCCAGCGGGUGGCGCGUUGGGAGAAGAGCCGGACUUGGUGAUCGAGGUGGCUGGACGCCGCAUCCAGGCGCACAAGUCAGUGCUGGCUGCCAAGAGCGACUACUUCAGAGCGCGCUCGUCUAGGGAGAUCCUGCGGGUGAAGGGGGUGAGCUACGCGGCAUUGCGGCUUCUGGUGGAUUACCUGUACACUGGACAGAUGGGGGAAGUGAAGCAGGACAAUGUGGCCGAGGUGAUCGCCGGGGCGCGCUUCCUUCAGAUGCCCUGCGCUCUGCAGUGCGCCACUGACGCCAUGCGGGCGCAGCUUACCCUUAGCAACUGCUAUCAGGUACUGAGCCUGGCUAAGCAGCAGAGGCUCAGCGAGCUCCGGGAGGCUGCCUAUCGCUUCAUGAGCGACCACUACCUCCAGGUGCUGCGGGAGCCAUCAGUUUACGGCCGCCUGACGGGCUCCGAGAGAGACCUCAUCCUCCAGCGCAGGAUGGAGGCCGGCCGCAGCUGCCUUCUGGUGGCGGAGAUCAAUGACGUUUUUGAGCGGGUGGGCAGCCGACCCCAGAGUCGGGAGAGCAGCAGGCCCCAGAGUCCAUCAGCCUCUGUCUUGUCUCCAGGGGAGCAGCCACCUACCCCGCCUCCAGCCCCAGCCCCGGGUUCGUCUGAGGAGGAGGGAGGUCACAGUGACUCGGUCAUCUAUUACUACCAGGAGGCGGACAAGCAGUGGAAGGUCCUAACUCGGCUGCCUGAGGGGGCUAAUGCCAAAGGCUGUGCCAUGUGCGUUCUCUACAACUACCUCUUCCUGGCCGGGGGCAUCCUGCAAGGGGGACCCGAGGGGAGGGCUCGCCUGUCAGACAAGGUCUUCUGCUACAACCCAGUGACUGACACUUGGACCACAGUUCGGUCCCUGAACCAGCCCCGUUCCCAGCUGAAGCUGCUGGCCCUGGACGGCUACCUCUACGCUGUGGGGGGCGAGUGUCUGUUUAGUGUAGAGCGCUACGACCCCCGCGCGGACCGCUGGAGCUCCGUAGCUCCUCUGCCCAAGGGCGCCUUCGCUGUGGCCCACGAAGCCACCACGUGCAACGGAGAAAUUUACGUCUCGGGCGGCUCUCUUUUCUACCGCCUGCUCAAGUACGACCCCCGGCGGGACGAGUGGCAGGAGUGCCCUUGCAGCAGCAGCCGCAAGCGCUCUGCAGACAUGGUGGCCCUCAAAGGCUUCAUCUAUCGAUUUGACCUGUGCGGGGCGCGAGGGGAACCUCAAGCAGUGGCCGGAGCUUCAGCAGCCAGUGGUAGUGGAGGUGUCAACGUGUUCCGCUACCAUUGCCUUGCCAAGCGUUGGAGUCAAUGCGCUUCGAACCUGAGGCCGCCUGGUGAGCCUUUCGGGCUACAGCCUUUCCGCUGCGCUGCCCUAGAUGGGACAAUCUACUGCGUGAAUAGGGCCGGGGCCUGGCGUUUCAGCCUUUCGGAAGAAGGGGAGCUUGGUGAGGAUGGAGGCCAGAAAGGCGUCUUCGAGCAGGAGCAGCUCAAAGCCCCCUUUGAUGCUCGAGGGGUCCUCUUCCCCUUUGUGCUCACUCUGCCAGAGAGGUCAGACAAAGGGGAGCCUGGAGCACUGUAGGGGAAGGAGGAACAGAGACAAUCGUCAGAUCCCCUGGCUCAGAGUGCAUGGUUCCCUGUGGUCCAAGGGCCAUUUUGGGAGAAUAGUUGAGGGGGGAGUGUGGGAAAGAGGAAGAAGGUAGGUAUAUGGACAAGACUGUAAGGGUGGGGUCAUAUAAGGGUUCCCAGAUAAGGACUUGCCAUAGACUGAAGGAUAGUAUUCUUUUAAUACUUUCCCAAAGUCUUCUCUGCUUCCCUUGCUUCAGUCCUUUUUUUCUUUGCUUGAUGGGACUAGUUGUAAAUGCAGCCUAUAUCAGAUUAAUCAAAUUUACCUUUAAAAGCAAGACAAGUUUCCUUUGUGCAAAUGAGGGGGCACCAGAGAUUAACCUCUAGGUAUGUUGGUGGGGGAAUGUUGGUAUGUACAGCGAGGGCCCCAAGAAUGUGCAGGGGUUUAAAAAGAAGCCAGACUUUAUUAUGAACUGGUACUGUUAACUACCACAUAUUUGGAAUAUAGAGGGAAUGUCAGUAUUCUAAUAAUAAAUGAACAGGACCAGAAUGAAUUUUUUGUAGCAACCCUGGGAGGAAGAUUGGCCAAUUGUAUGAAAAGCAAUGGCCACUUUUGUUUUUCUGCCUGAAGUUCAAAUUUUAGUAGACAAAAAUAAUGAAAAGCUGUUAGACCCUUGCUGACCGGCAAAAAGUUAGGUGACAUCAAAAUUAGAAAGACAUUUUUGUUGGACCUGUUGAAGACAAAAUAAAGGGAAUUCAUAUGUAUUAAACAGAUUGUUUGGACCCUAAUGUAUACUAAAUACUUCAUGCUUAGCAUCUGUAAAAAGUGUUUCACCAUAUAACAGAACUAGAUCAGGAAAGGAAAAAGUUCACUAAAGAGACUUAGGCCCUGACAUGAGGUUGUCAUUCCUGUGUUUAGCUAAGGUAAAGGCUGUUAAUAAUUAAUUACUCUCUAUGGCAUAGUGAUGGCAUAUGCCAUAAUUUGGAUUCUAAAUCUUAAGAGGAUAAAUGUUUUUAGAAGACAAUAUCCUGAAGGAUAAAAAUGAUAUCAAAGACUUCCUUCCUGAGAGUAAUUGGAAAAAUGUUUCAUGUGGUACAGGGAAAAAAAUAUUGACAUUGAAGAGAGGUCCAUUGUAUUAAGCAUUUUUUCUCCUUUUUAAAUUGAAUAACCUGAGUGUGCAUAAAAUACCACUUUCUGAUUUUCUGUUUUCUGAGAGCAUUUUUUAAUAAUAAAAUUACACGGAUAGGACACAAUAGAUAGAAAGCCAGCUUUGGAGUCUUGCCUCUAACACAUACUAGGUAUGAGGCCAUAACUUCUCAGUAUCUCCAAAUAACACAAUAAAUUAUAGAUGAUCUGUAGUUCUGCAUGAGUAGAGAGAGUUCCUAUGCUAAACUAGUGAAAUUACAGGUCUAGACCAAAUAAAAAUAAUAAAAAAGUUUCCUUUUUGGUCAUUUAAAAAUUUAAAAACAAAAAUCACAGCUGAAUGCUUAAAUCAUAAGUCUAAUUUAAGACAUUUAAUUCAUAUUCUGAAAUUUGGAUCAGGCAAACUAAUUUUUACAAGUAUCAUUCUAAGAAAAUAUGGCAGCUUUAGUCCAAAAACUUCAGCUGCACAGUGACAGUGAACACAUCAACAUUGAAGGAACUUAAGUGUUUUGUUACUUGUUAUGUAUGAUUCUAGUAAAAAUUGUAUCUAAUUGCCAGUUCCAAAGUAGGAUAGUAAGGCCUACCUUGACAUACAGUACUUUGAUAAUUGCAAGGAUUUUAUUCUGUUUUUGAAUUUACUACUCUUAUCUAUAAUAUAUGAAAGGCCAUGUGGUAUAGUGAAUAGAGAACUGGCCAUUGAGGCCUGGGUUCAAAUGUGACAUAUACUGGCUGUGUGGCCCUGGGCAAGUCAUUUAAUUCUCUCAGUGCUCUAGGCAACUCUAAAUUGAAGAGAAUGUGUUGGCAUUCUUUGGUAGAGGGAGUUCCCUCAUCUGGGAGUUCUCUAGAGCAAAGAGAUUGCAUGUGUAGUCCAUCUCCUAUCCUAUGUUAGGAUAACAGUACCUUUCAAAUUUGCCGAAGUAGUUUCUAGUUACCAAGAGCUUAAAGGUGAAGCAUAUGGUCAUAAUCACAACUCAAGUGAUCAUAGAUUCUGAAUCAAAUGAAUGUGCUGUUUUACAUCAGGAAAUAUGUAUUUGAAAAGUUGCUGGAAUAUAAUUAAUUUAAAGAUGUGGUAUCUUUUUGCUUGCUAGUUUGGUAAUGUGAGUUGCCAUUCCUCGGGAGCUACUAGGACUGUUUGUGCUUUGCUUACAUUUCUCUUCAAAGCCAAUGGUUUAUGGAGCUUCAAAACUGUCAGUAUUCUAGUAUUUUUAGAAAUGAUCACUUUGAAACUCACCCUGUGCAUGUCUUGAAGAAAUGGAAUUUAAAACAUCAGUUGAUCAUAUGUUCUGGUGUAAUUGGAUGUUUGCUAAUGAUUACUCAUGUAUUGAGAAGUGGUAUCUUGGCAACUUGGUUAAUCAUCUUAGGAACAAAAAAUAAGAACCUUGUUUGACUUUAUUAGUCAUUUAUUGGAGUAUAUGGGAGAAAAGGCAGUUGGAUUUUUAAAAAAUCUAUAUCAAAAAUGGAAUAAGUAGUUAAAGAUUCCAUUUAAAUAAAUGAAUAUUUUCUUUUAAGCUUCAUUAUUUUUGCCCCAAAGCUAUAACAUUCAUGCUAAAAUAUUAAACCAUGCUGGUAAAAAAAAAUUCUCAAAUUGGUGAAAGUAUUUCCAGAUAGGAAGCAAAUCAUUAUUGUGAUUUUACUUCAGAUAUUGUUCCAUUAAGUUUGAGGAAAGGUUUGAAAUAAACUCUUAUUUUUCAAGAAAAAAGUUCAUACUU
Molecule: messenger RNA, 6491 nt
Organism: Vombatus ursinus (common wombat)
Lineage: Eukaryota; Metazoa; Chordata; Mammalia; Diprotodontia; Vombatidae
Gene: KBTBD11
Product: kelch repeat and BTB domain containing 11
Exons: 3
Coding region: 1432-3654 (740 amino acids)
Molecular function (GO): protein binding
Source: RefSeq, a predicted model, not a curated record